AUGUCAUCAUUGGAAUUAAAAAUUGUUAAUAUUUUUGAGAAGAAAUUAUUAUCAAUUCGUUCAAUAUCACAAGGUGAUUUAUAUGAAAAAUGUGGACGAGAUGAAUUAUUGAAGAAAAUUCAAGCGUUUACACAAGAAAAUCAACCAAUUAAACUACUUUUGCCAGCAUUUCCAUUCAAAUCUCCGAAUAUGGAAAAAGUUUGUGGAAAAUUGCCCGAUGCUGGAGAAUUAUAUGCACUGGAAUACUUAAACAGAAUUUGUGAAGAAAUCAAUUUUCUCUAUGAAUAUGGUUGUGAUCUGGUAAUAUGGUCUGAUGGACGAGUAUUUAAUGAUCUUAUUGGUGUAUCCGACAGUGACAUGUUCACAUAUGUGAGUCGUUUAAAAUAUUAUUCAAUGACAAUGACUCAUAUACAAUGGGAUAGUAUGGAUAAUUAUACUGGAGUUGGAAAUGGUGAAAGUUUAGUGAAGAAGUAUGGCACAUCAACUUUUGAUUUUGAUCAAUGGUUACUCAAAUCCGAAAAUAAUCCAGAACAAUUUAUUCAUUUGAGAAAAUUCAUGGAAAAUGAUUUGGGUAACAACACUGAAAACAAUAAUCUUUCACGUCGACAAUUAAAAACUCAAAUGAGUUUAAUCGCCAAACAAAUGAUGAUACGAAAUGAAGCAUUGACAAAUCUGUUAAAAAAACACUAUCCGAACCAUAUUCGUCUAUCCAUUCAUCAACAUCCAAAUGAUGGAGAAAAAUUUACAAUUCGCUUUUUCAUGGAUGCCACCAUGGUCCAAUCUAAUAAUCAUUGUGUUCUUCGCACACCAUGGCACAAUGUUUUGGUUAUCAAUGUUGAAGGAAAUGUAAAUUUAAUGCCAUAUCGAAAAUUAAAUUUAGAAUGUGAACAUGUUCCAAUACUGCUCAACAGUCAAAUAUGGACUUUUGUUCAAUUACCUCGCGAUUCACUUGUUUCACUAGCGUCCACUUUGAAGUUGUCGUUACUGGAUGAUUCACCUCACUUCGGUUUAUCGAUCGAUUUAAGUAAGAAAAUUGACGUAUUUCAAUUGAAUGUUAUCUGGAUGAAGAUGUUAAUGGAAAAAUUCUGUUUCAUUGUUCUUCGUCAAUAUCCAAACUCACUUGACAAAGACAAGUAUUCACAAUUCUGUGAACAAUUUGGCCCAUCAGUUAUGUGGAAAUUUGGUUCGUUGCUCACGAUUAAGGAUGCACCAGUCCCAGUCCUGGCUGGGUGUCCAGUCCGACCGGGAUCCAGUCACGACUGGGUACUGAGUCCUUCGAUCUUUAGUCCAUUAGUCGAGUAGUACUUUCUUCUUUUCUAAUAUAUUGUCAUAUAGUGAUUCUUAGACUGUUGAAGUACUAAUAUAAACUAUAACACUGAAUUCAUUGGCUAAUCAUAUAUUUCUAUAUAUCAAUCGUUAUAAUUUAGAAGACUAUAAAUAAAUUUCAUGUCUUCGGGAUGUGAGUGUAGCUAGGGUGUUGGUGUGUGUGUGUGGAUGUGAGUGUGGGUGUUGUUUGGAUUUGGGAAUGGUUAGAAUGACAAUAAUGAUACCCAUACCCUUAGAAAAGAGGGAAGUACUGAUCGUUUAGCGGAAUAAACGUCAAAUGACUAAAUACGCAGUCGGGACUGGAACCCAGUUACUGACACUGGUACACACCUACUCAUGAUAAAAUCAGCAUUGAUGCCUGAAAGUAGCCAUUCGUCUUGCGAUUCGUUACAGUUACAUUUUGAUUUAUGCUUUCCACCAGAGUACUUAUUAAAAAGAGGUUCGUACAAUGAUGACAUACCACAAUAUUUGAUGCUUUAUUGUGUCAAAGCUCUUCCUGAGUGGAAAUGGAAAAUAAUAUUUGUCAAUGGACAAUUAUUACUUGAAUCGAUUCAAGAAAAAGAUAUCUUGUUUUGGAAAACAAUCGAUAUUUCAAGUUCCGUGUGACAUCCAAAAACAAAUGAAAAUAUUUUCCGAUAUUUAGAGAUGUCGAAUAAUGUUAUUCAACCAGUCAAAAACACAUAUUCAAUCAAUAAUGAGAAUAUUGAUACAAAAACAUUUCAAGAACUUAACAGCAGAAUGAAAAAGAUAAUGAUGCAUAAUGCAAAAUGGUAUAUGGAAUACAUUAAUUUAUGAGUCUGUCUGUUCUUUUUAUAAAAUGUUUUUGUUUUGUAUGGUUUGAUGAAUGUGUGUCAUUUUUUCUUAGAAAUAUCAUUCACCCAAAUAAAUGAUAAAAUAAAUACAAGAUUUUUUUAUUCUGUCAAAACAAUUAAUCCAAAGAUGAAAAGUAUCCCAAAUACUCAAAUUUUCUACUAGAGACGUGUUGCUUUCAUUCUAAUCAUUACGAUAUAACGGCAGUAUCUCAAAUAAUUGUGCGAUAUAGGGCAACUUUAUCAUUAGAUCUCUAUCGGCUUUCGCUUUCGCUUUCUCUCUUCACUUAUUCUUCAUUUCAUUCUUUCUAUCUAUAAGUAUGUUUGCUCAGCAUAUGGUCAGUGUAUGUGUAUGAUUCGAUUUCGAUCUUGAAUAACCAAAACUCGUUCAUUCUAAGUUAACAACGAGCUAUCAGCAGAUUUUUGAAAGAUCUGAAAAUAACGAUGAUGAUGUUGUUUGGAGAAAUGGAAUUGCAUUGGUGAAUUCAAGUAAUGAUACGACAGGAUCUCUUUCUAAAAUCGAUUUCAUGUUUAUUUUUACACAAUCCCUUUAUUUUAUUACAUUUUCUCAUGAGACUACCUUCUACAAAGUGAAAUAAGAUCUAAGAGUAUUGUGGCAAUCCCAGAAAAAUGAUCAAGUUCCCUAUGGAAGUUUCUUUUCUUUGUAGAACUCUUAUUCGUCUAUCAUGUUAAUUGAGGAUUGAAUCGAACUUAGAGAACGAGAAGCUCUUUUCAUCCUUCAAGGUUAGACAUAAUCAUCAAGUACUUAAAGCGUCGUGCAUCUAUCCCACUUACACUCAAAUAUAACUAACUAAAAAGUCUGCAUAAAAAAAUUAAGAAUAACUAAUAAAAAACGAACACAAAUUACUUAAAUACAAAAAUUCAAUGUACAGGGUGCGUAAAAACGUUUUUUCAGGGGAGUAACGCUACAACUUCAAAUAGCAUUCGUAACAAGUUUUAUACCAAAUUAAAUUGCGUCGAAAAUUGGAUUUAUUGGCGCUAAAUAGUAACAGAUAUGGCAACUUUUUAGUGUCGAAUUCAGAAAAUUUUUAGAAUUUUGCAUCAUAUUGACAUUGAAAAAAUUACUUUCGUAAGGCAGUUCAAACUAGAUCUCAUUUAAAAUGAAGUAUAUCACAAAGUACUAUUUAUCACUUAAGGUUUGAUGAGCACCACCAAUAAUUAGUAUGAUGACCACUAGCUUUCUUUACGGCACGAAGAUGAGACGGAUACGAACAUGAAAUAGUUUCAUAUAAGUCAAUGUUUGUUUCCAUGUUUCUCAAAACAUCUGGGGGUGUGGGUGUGGGUGUGAAUUUGCACAUAGAAGAUAUUCCCAAAACCCACACCCACACCCUAAAGGACAAAUUAAUGUAUUUGUUGAAAAAAUUGAUAAACGCUAGGAAAAUCUUCGCCUACACAGUGUUUAAGUACUUAACAAAUACUAAACUUGACUUCUUAAAGUUAUAUGUUAAUUUAGAAUUUUUUAAAUUAAAAUGCUUAUGAUCAGAAGUAAUGUCCUUUUGCUUGAAUCGUGUUGCUCACAAAUGAGUUUACCUUUAUAGUAGACUUUAAAUGAAAGAAUUAUUGUGCGAAUUCUAAAUUUUAAAUAAUGAUUAUCUUCAAAAUUGUUAUACAUAAACAUUAAUAUAUAUGAAAUUAGCAAAAGAUGUACUCUCAUAUGUAACUCAACAGUUUAUUGGUUCAGAAUCGAACAUAAGUUCUAGACUAAUUUUUCAUUAUUAUUCUAGGUGUAUUGAGUCUUUGUGCUAUUGUUCAAUAUAGUCCUUACGAUAUCUUAACGUAUGUACCAGAUGCAUUAAUACUUCUCUGUAGACGUUCAAAGGAUCCCACUUUGAUACAAGUAUGUAACAUAGAUGCUAAUAUUUCAUCAACACACAUAUACACAUAUUAUCUUUCUCGUUUUUUGGUCAUUGAUCAAGAAAUGUCUCUUUGAAUUUUGUCGUACUCAUCAAGAUGUAUGGAAUGAACAUCGAGAAAAAGUCACUGCAGAUCAACUUGUAAUUUUGGACGACGCAUUCAUUUUCCAUAAUUAUUAUAUUUGAAAUUUAUUUACUCAUUUAUACUAAUUCGUUUUUGCUAUAUGUAUUGGGUGUGGGUGUGGGUAUGGGUGUGAAUGAAGAGAAGACCCACACCCGCACCCACACCCACACCCACACCCACACCCACACCCACACCCACACCCACACCCACCCACACCGACACACCCACGUCCCACACACCCACACCCACACCCACACCCCGGUCAAGCUUUUAAUACUGAUUCCGAAUAUGAUACUAGUUUUGACAUACUCUGGAAUUUUCUUGAUGAGAAAUGGCUAAAUACUAGUUGUAAAAGUACAAAAACUGGACUCAUUGCACAAUGUGACUAGGAAUUACCUCAGUGGCCAGUGUAUUUAGUGUUUAGGAAACAUACAGUUUGGUAGCUUUUGAAAAGAGCUAUCAAAUGAGCAAUACCAAUAGUUUGCAUAUUUCAAUUUUCAGUUUAAAGUAUUUGUAAAAGUAUACAAUGAAAUGAUAAAUAUAGAACUUAUAUCAAUAGUGCUUACCAGUAUCUUAGACCUACAUGUCACGGAAUUAACUACUCGGUCGGCAAUUCAUAUCUGGGAUUGAAGCCCUAUCAAAGAAUUAUGAAAUAAAUGAAUUCAGAACUAUUUUGUGUCGUCUAUUUAUUCUGAAACGAAAUCCAUGAUGAUAUUAUCAAUUACUAAAUUAAUGACUAAAAAUGUAUUUUUAGUUAAUAGCUUUUAGCUUUCAAAAUCCAAUCAAAACAUCUUAAAACUAGUGUCAAAAUGUCAAUCUCAACGUGCUCUUUCCAUAGAUAUAUGAUUCGACACAGAUGACCGAGAAAAGUACUGGUGGGCCUAUUUGACUUCUUAUGUGCUCACCUCCUUUGAUAGGAAAAAAACACCGAACAUAAAAAAUUUCAAAAGACAAAAUUAUCGCAAGUGCUAUUAGUGCAACUUCAAUUCAUCCUUUCAACAACUAGGGGAGGAAAGUUACCGUUUCCACCCAGUUGUGUUGCCAUGUAACUGGUAACGGGUAACGAAAAAUUUCUAACUUUAUAAAAGUAAGGCUGUUUCUCAAAAAUAAUGAUAUUUUAUAAAGUUUGAUCAAAGACUUUUAAGAUCAAGGAAUCUCAAUCGUAAGGCGGCUCUUCGAAUUUUGUGGACUUGAGAAUCUCACUAGAGACAGGCUAUUUUUCCAGAAAGCUUUUUCUUCACUAUUGUAAGGACCAAACAUGACAUUAAUUGGACCGUUUGAAAGAGGACUCCUCCAAAGCUUUUCAUUGACGCGGACAACAUCACGGUUAGUCUUUACAAUAGUGA
This is a messenger RNA of Rotaria sordida, 5479 nucleotides long. NCBI's taxonomy places the organism in Eukaryota, Metazoa, Rotifera, Eurotatoria, Philodinida, Philodinidae. The record is from the annotation of a GenBank genome assembly.